Molecule: messenger RNA, 5581 nt
Organism: Budorcas taxicolor (takin)
Lineage: Eukaryota; Metazoa; Chordata; Mammalia; Artiodactyla; Bovidae
Gene: CEP68
Product: centrosomal protein 68
Exons: 8
Coding region: 251-2524 (757 amino acids)
Source: RefSeq, a predicted model, not a curated record
GCGUUCAGGACGCCGGCGGGAGGGCCUCGGUGACCGACCACCUGGGACUCCGUCUUCGGAGCUGCCGCAUGCGACUGUUGACGCCGCCGGCUCGUUCCGGGAGUCCGAAGGCUUCCGGACGCGAAGUACCAUUUCCAUGAAAAUCACUGAAUUUCAGACCUCUCCUGGCUGCUGAAGGACUUCUGGCGACACUGUUCACUUAGUUCAGGGAGCUGAGGCUUCAGCAGAACCCUCACCCAGGGACAUCUCAAUGGCCCUGGGAGCAGAAAAGGCAGAGGGGGAGGCAUCCUCAGACACGAAGGCCCCUUCCUGUGGGAGCUGGAGCCGCGGGGAGCAAGAGCUGAGCCCCGCAGGGCCUGUGCUCGGGGAGCAGCCGCCACGCCUGGAAGCUGAGGGAGGACCCGCCUCUCCUGUUGGGGGCACCGAGGGGCUCCCUGGCCCUGCCUGCUAUGGUGGGGUUGGCCCUGGCCCCUCCAGAGCCUGCCAGCCACCAGCGAGCGGGGCCAGCAGGGAGCCAGCAGCUGGUGGGUCUAAGCCCACUUUCAGUUGCGUGCCUUCUCCUGCUGGCCUGGAGACUGGUGAUCUGCCCUCUGCGGGAAACCAGAUGGAGACCAGGCUUCCUGUCCCGGAGGUGCUGCCUCGGGCUCGUGCCAUUCCCAGAGCUGCUGCUGUUUACUCAGGACACGAUGCUGACACCGAAGAUGACCCGUCCCCUGUGGAGUCCCCGCAGGUGCCAGACCUCUGCCCACAGUCUCCCAUCUCGGGCUUCCCGUGCCCGUCGAGGUGGAGGUCGGCUGUGAGCCCAGGGACGCCCGCGCCACCGUCUUCCAGUUGCAGUGUGUCCGCCUCCUCCCCAGGCAGCAGUCUCCAGGGUCACCAGGAAAAGGCAGAGCCUCAGAGUGGCUGCCUCGCCAAAGUCUCCUCCUCCCUGGAGCUGGCUGUCCCGCCGUCAGCGCCCUCGGUGGUAGGCCCUGGGCCUCAGCUCCAGUGGUUGCCCCAGCCUGUGUCCUCAGCGGGGGAUGCCCCCGGGCUGGGCAGGAGACGCCUCUCCUUCCAGGCCGAGUACUGGGCCUGUGUGCUGCCCGAUUCCCUGCCUCCCUCCCCAGACCGCCACUCCCCACUCUGGAACCCGAACAAAGAGUACGAAGACCUGCUGGACUACACCUAUCCUCUCAGGCCCGGGCCCCGGCUCCCGAAGCAGCUCGAUAGCCACGUGCUGGCUGAGCCCGUCCUGCAGGACUCGGGCAUAGACCUGGAUAGCUUCUCUGUCUCCCCGGCGAGCACCCUCAAGUCACCCACUAACGUCUCCCACAGUUGCCCACCAGCCGAGGCUGCUGCCCUGCCGUUCUCUGGGCCCAGAGAGCCAAGCCUUAAGCGGGGGCCCUCUGGAGUACCCCAGAAGCAGGGUGGUGUGGGGUUAGCAUCUUGCAGCCCCUUUGCCUCUACCCCCAGAGCCCCAGGCGGUAGGACCACUCCUUGGGUGAGCAGAGAGCCAGCCCGGAGGAACCUGAGGGACUGGCCACCUGUGGGCAGGCACCUUGAGCUGGGUUCUCCACACCUGAGGACAAGGGACAGAGGGUGGUCCUCACCCAGGCUGGAGAGGGAGAAGGGGACCAGCCAGGGCCUCGGGCGCCUCACCUGCACGGAGUCUGGAUGGAAACCCCAAGAGGAGGUGGAAAGUGACGACGAGUAUCUGGCCCUACCCACUCGGCUGACACAGGUUUCUAGCUUGGUUUCGUAUCUGGGCUCCAUUCCCACCUUGGUGCCCCUGUCCACGGAUGCUGCUGAAGGGCAGAACUCCCUGGAUGUGUCGGACAGUGAUGGGCCAGCUUCCCUCCCGUCAGACUCCAGUCAAAGCCAGCUUCCCUCCGGGGCUACCCUCAGAGGGUCCUGGAGCGCUGAGGACCAGAAGCACUGUUUGCUACGCUCCGUCAUCCAUGCAAGGCGCUCUGCCGGGGAGGGCAGCCUGGUGAGCGGCCAGGCCCUGGGGGUCUCCUCUGGACCAGUGAGAACCUCCUGGUCGGCAGUGUUGGAUCCAGAUGCUGAAGGGCAGCCUCCCAGGAAGGGCGGAGAGCAGGGAAGAGAGUCCCUCGUGCAGUGCGUGCAGACAUUUUGUUGUCAGCUGGAAGAGCUGAUCCACUGGCUGUAUAACGUUGCAGACACUACUGACCACCUCACUGCACCCAGAUCCAGCCUUACAGGCCUCAAGUCUUCUCUGCAGCUUUACCGGCAAUUUAAGAAAGAUAUAGAUGAACACCAGUCCCUGACGGAGAAUGUCUUACAGAAAGGGGAGAUCCUGCUUCAGAGCCUACUGGAUAAUACCCCAGUGUUAAAGGAUGUCCUGGGCAGGAUCUCUAGGCAGCCCAGCGCGCUGGAGAGACACGCGGAUCACCUGUACGACACCAUCUUGGCCUCCCUAGACACACUGGCCGGCUGCAACCUCACCCCCGACAGCACGCCAACGGCACACAGGAGCGCCGGUGUGAAGGGGAUUAGCCUGGCAUCUUCUCUGGAUGAGAUGUAAUAAUCUGUCAGUCAAAAUGUGGCUAUUGGGAAACUUUCGGAAGUCCUUGUGAGAGCCAUUUAAUAUUGAAACCAAGGGGGAAAUGUGACUCUAAUGUGCUAGCUUUAAAAUGCCUUUCUCUUCCCUGAAAGUAAGGGCUGUUGAGUUACUGUUUUUAUUUAAAUGAGUUCUUUCCAGUUAAGGUUUUCCUUUGGUGCUUCUCUACUAAGAGCAUGUAGCUUUGCAGUUGUUGAUAAAAUAAUGCGAAGGAGGCUUACAGGAUUUCCUCUCCCUCCGUCCAGUUAAAAAGAGGAGAUGGAACUCCUAAACUAGUCCAUGUACUGAGAUCAUUUAAAGAAAGCUGGUAUGAGAAAGAAGGUACCCAGUACUUGGUAUUCUCAGACAUACAAGAGGAUCCAAGAGACGACUAAGCUUAUAAAUCACUCUUUGAAGAAUGUAGAAGACACUCACUCUCUCCAAAUUAAUAGGAAGUUUUAAACAAAUAGAACCUCUGCAAAUUAUUUUGAGCUGCUAAGAUACCUUUUAUCAUCUUAAGUGCUCAGGGCUCCAUCUGCCUGCCUAACAUUUUAAAGGAGAAUGUGAUAGGGGCUUAAGAAGCUGCCAUUGAGCCCACUAAUGACCUGCCUUCAGGGUACCUCCAGGAGGAGGCAUCCUCCACUCCUCCCUGUGAAGAGUCAGAAGGGCAUGGAUAGGCUCACACAGCCUGGUUAAAUAGCUAUAGAAGUUAAGGCUGUUCAUGGUGAGGGGAAAAGGGAAUUCUUUGUUGCUUUGGGAGCUGACAUGUGAAUACCCUGGGCGGGGGGACCAAGGAGCAACCAUUUAAAGCCAGCUCUGUAGCUUUUUAAAGUAAAAUGAUUGGCCAUUGCUGGUAACCACACAUUCUGCAAAAAACAAGUGCUUUAAAAAUGUUUUAUUGGGCUGUGAAUGUACACGGAAGGAGGAAAGCACUUUCCCUGUUUACUUGUAUUCCAGUAAGCUACGACCUGAGGAAAGGGUUCUCCGCACUUAAAUAUGUGGUAAACACUUCACAAAAGUCAAAAUCCUUUCUCAAACUCUAUAGAUUCUCACUUGAUGGAGGGUGCUUAAGAAAGGAAGAUAACUUUCAUUUAUAAAGAAAUGGACAAAUCACCUGAACCCAGAGCAGGUAACAUUGGAACAGUUACUCUCAUAAAGCAGUCUUCUGAUAUCCCUCAGAAUAAAAUACUAAAUAGAAAAUUACCCUCUUUAAGAGAAGUUUAGAACUUAAAGCUGAGCAACUUAACACCAUCUCAUCCAUCUCUGAACCAAAAUCCUCAAGAGUUUAAACUGGAAAAUAAACUGUUAAUAAGUUUUAAUGUUUAAAGAUUUUAAUUCUAAAGGGAAACUAUAAAAUUCAGUAACAGUUAUAUAAAGGAGUAUUUCAAAUGCCUCUGCCAUUCUAGUAUUUAUCAAAAUGCUUAAAGGCAUAAUUUUGAUUCUGCUGUCUCAGUUUUAAUCUUGGUUCUGGACAUAGAUUUAAAAAGACAAAACACCUUCCUAGCAAUUAUUAUAUAUGUAAAAUAGUCUUAAAGGCCUUAAUUGGUAAAGAAGGCAUAUCUAAAAGCCUCUGUUCUUAUUUCACCUUCUCUUGAUGUGACUAUAAAUUGGUACAUGCCUUUCCAGUGAGUGUGUUACAGGAUAAGCCCUUGGGAGUUAAACCCAUUUAUUUACUGACAUUUUGCUAGGCAUGAAAAUGCCUUAACUAGUUAGCAAAAAAAUUGUUUCUAUAGGGUUGUCAUCUUCAAAGUGACCAAUGGUAUUUUACAGUAGUUGAAUGCUGGAAGUGCCAUUCGAUCUAAUAAUUAGCUUCAGCCGAUGGAAAUUUUCACAGACUAUUUUAUUUCAGAGUACCCUAUUUUGUAAAAAAACUGUUCCUUUUACAAAGUGAUGAUCUAAAGAUAUUUUUGUUCACUUCCUUUGCCUACUCUGGACCUACUCAUGAAUAUCACUGAAGAGUAUCAGCACAGCUAUUAAUGGUAUCUUCGGCAGUGCUAUAGGUUUAAGACCUCCCUUAAAACUCAAGUGGAAGUCGUUUCUGACUAGGCAGAUGCUGCCAGCAGCAUUUCGUGAGCAAACACGGCCAGGUUUGCUUCUAGCAGCCCAGCUGGCCAGUGCUCUGUGGUACACAUGAGCCUUAAGGACAGCAGUGGCUCACAGUGGCUCAUCAUGUAGUUACAAAACCCCAAGUUUACCUGUAGUAUAAUUCCCUAGUAGUCCCUUAAAGUAGCAGAACUUAAGUCCACAGGAAAGUGGCAGUACUGGGAGCUAGACUGGCAGUUUCAAAACCUGGGUUCUCGUUGCAGCUCCAUGGCUUAAGCUCAUCUGCAAAUAGACCAUGUCAGUACAAUGCUAUUUUGAAGCUUAAAUGGGAACACAAAGAAGGGCAGAUGUGAAACAUGCUGCAGUGACAAUAGACAUGCUAAAGUUAAUUUUGGUCCAAAGUCAAAAAAAGUCAUUGCUUAGACCAGAAUGGCCAUCAUUCUGCAAGGAUUUCCAGAGACUGACUGCUUAGGUUUAGAACAUGGGAGCUAAUUCAUAGCAACCACUUACAAAAUACAGCAAGCGAUAAUUCCCUUUACUGAGUGAAUGGAUUAUUAAAAGCCCAUAAUGUAGCUUGAAAUAUUUGUACUUGAAAAUGGGGGGUAGGAAUGGGAGUAUUUUCCCCCCAAACUGCAUUUAUUAAGAGAGUAGUGAAGCAUGCUGAAACAUCUUGUCCCAGUCUUUGACUACCACAAGGAAAACAACACUAGAAUUUUCAAAAAUAAAUAUGUAAAUAUGCUUACACCUCAAAUUCACAUAAUUUUUUUGCUAACUCACCAAGAAAAAGCUGACAGUUUGAACAACUUGCUGUGUAAAACAAAAGAGCAUUACAUUGUCUGAAAUUUGUAUCAUCUACUUUAAAAAUGUUUCUAAAUUAUUUGUUUGUACUGCAUUGAUAAGGCAAAAAAAAACCUUUUGAAGCAUUUAAAAAAAUUUCACCCAAAUUGACUAUUGGUAGCUUGAGGAGUUUUUCAGUUGCCUUAUGUGAAGAUGAAUAGA